Pelmatolapia mariae (spotted tilapia) is the source of this 5084-nucleotide messenger RNA. It is a transcript of the gene tmem65, whose product is annotated as transmembrane protein 65. NCBI's taxonomy places the organism in Eukaryota, Metazoa, Chordata, Actinopteri, Cichliformes, Cichlidae. The record is from RefSeq and is a predicted model, not a curated record. Bases 398 to 1066 code for a protein of 222 amino acids. Gene Ontology annotation, cellular component: mitochondrion. Gene Ontology annotation, biological process: cardiac ventricle development; regulation of cardiac conduction. The transcript is spliced from 8 exons.
CCUUAGACCGCUCGGCCACGCUACCGAUGUGCAAACGAAAACACGAGCCCCAUCUGAACAGACAGGCUGAUGAACCGAACUAUUUAUAGAUGACUUUGAGGUAAAAAGCUUGAACUUCAUGUGCCAAACUCCUGACCACCGAGUCAUAAAAGAUCAUGAGACGGCUGGCUCGGCAGACAGCGGGGAAAGAGGACAUGUACGGCCGUUUGAAAUGUAACCAAAGUUUAACAGAAACUGCUCUUAAAAGCACAUUUUAUCACCAUUAAACACGAAUCUAGCGAGAAGGACCGACGGACGGCCAACUUCUCCCAGAGCGACGUGAAAGCGAAGCGAAGGAGGACCCUUCAGAGAAGUACUUUGUAGCUUAUAGACUGGAGGAGUCGCUCUUUUUGGCACCAUGUUAAGGAUUUGCCUGCAGAGAGCUUUCCGCCCGGCUCUCCAUAAGUUACCGAAGGCGGCGGGGACUGCGCGACACGCUCCGAGCUGCUGGAUGGGAACACACGGGAGAAACGAGCCGCUGGAGCCUCUCAACUCCCCCACCAGGGCCAAAGAGUUUAUUUACCGCCUUCACCCCAAGGAGAGGACGUGUUUACUACAGGAGCUGCAGAUCUUCGAGUCCAAAGCACUCGCACAAGAUGAAGUGGAGCCCUCACCGCCGACGGCAGCCCAGAUCAGAUACGUUUUACUCCACAACGCCAUCCCCUUUGUUGGAUUUGGCUUUCUGGAUAAUGCCAUCAUGAUUGCAGCAGGAACUCAAAUCGAACUUUCCAUCGGAGUCACUCUGGGGAUCUCCACCAUGGCUGCGGCGGCUCUGGGGAACCUGGUUUCAGAUCUGGCGGGGCUCGGUCUUGCAGGUUAUGUGGAGGUUCUGGCCUCCAAACUGGGCAUGCAGGUUCCAGAUCUGACGCCCAAGCAGGUGGACAUGUGGCAGACCAGGCUCAGCUCUCACAUGGGUAAGGCCAUCGGCGUGUCCAUCGGCUGUAUUUUGGGGAUGUUCCCGCUGUUUUUCCUCAGCGACGACGACGACAAGAAGGAGGACGGCGACACGCCAUCAGGCUCCUCCUAACACGCCACUACAUCUUCAUAACACUGCUGAUGUCACAGCUCUAAGAAAAGAAAAAAAAGUAUUUGCAGUCGGACGUUUCUCUGUCAUCCUGCUCGGGCGGCGUACAGUUUGAGGGAACGUAAUUGGCCGCUGACCGCGACCAUCUCUGAAAGCUUCGUCUGGCGGAGUUAUUUUUACACCGUCUGCUCCAAGAAAGCGGCGUCUGUUGGUUCAGCGGGAGGUUAAAUGGAAGUUUUGAGGUUUUAUGAGCUGCGAUUCUCAUUGAUUCUUCAUAUCAGUCCCAUUCCCAGUGUCCUGGGGGCAAAAGCAGAGAGGAAACGGCUGCAUAGUUGUAAUUGUUAUCAUCUUUAUAGCUGCAGAGUCCCUCCACCUCCCUGCACGCACAUUUUGAGAGUAAUUUAUUUGCCAAAAAAGAGGAAAACCACACAAUAAAUGCCAAUAACAUCCACUCAUGACCCCUUGAAAGCCUGCUAGGAGUAACUAGGAGACACAAUCCAGGUGAUGGGUCACAAUGACGGGGUUUGCAUCAGAAGGCAGUGAGGGGUUUCUGCCUGUGCAGAAAGUGUUCUAAUAGUCGCUGAACCACAUCUUUAUGGAUGUAUUGUGACUCAUCACUAAAGGAGAAAGCAUUAAAUAUGAUUUACUGAAAGCAAAAUGAUCCCUAUUGUUAAUUCGGGCUGAUUUAAAAUCACGAUAAUGUGAUAAAUCUGAUGUUGUUGCAGUCCCAGUGUGAAUGUGGCUCACACUGUAAAAGCACGUCUUUGUGACAGAUUAUCUGAAAUGAGAAUCUACUCUGCCUUUGUUGAGCAGCACAAAUAGAAAACUGGGUUUAAUUUAGCAGCUAUUCUGCUUUAAUCCCACAUAUCAGUUUAUAAAUAUCCAAAAAUCUCUUGCUGAUGUUAGCUGUUGGUCAUACCUGACCAGGUGAGGCUGUAGUUCUCAUUGCACUGCUCAUUGUCAGCAUCACUUUAUCAGUGUUUGUAGUAAAAAUAAUUGUGUAAUUGAAAAAAACUUGUUUAGCUAAUCUAGGUCACUGCAGGUGGGCAGCAGGUAGCAGAUCGGUGCAGUGCGUGAAUUUGCACCGUUAAUCAAAAAGUUUUAAACAUUCAGCUUCACGGCUUAUCGAAGGUUUGUCGCUUUGUGCGCCAACCGCAUGUUUUCCAAUUAUUCCAGCACCAUAAACGUCCACAAUAAGACUGGAUUCACUCCUGGAUUCUGUUCCUACUGUCACAUCACCAGCUCAGUUCUCCGUGCAGUGUGAAGCUAAAGCGCCCAAAUCUGCGAGGAGACCACACUGAAGCUAGGAAACAAGUGGAAAUUCACAAAGGGAUACAAAGUAAAGCUGCAGGAGCAGUUUUAAUGGUUUUGCUGCACGCGGUGUUUUGACGCCACAUUUCCUUUCACAGUUUCAGCUUUUAGUGUGUCAGCAGUCAGAGGUUGCUUAGCAUAAAAAAGGGAUCCCGGAGUUUCACACUGUGAUGUAUCCUAAUUUUAACCUGAUAAAAAUGGAGAUCCGGUGCUGGCGGAGACCCUGGAGAGAGAGGCCUUGUGCAAAACGAACAUAAGCGUAACCUUGGUGCUGAUUUCGCUGCUUGGCAAUUAAUCCAGUAGGUUUUUUUUCCGUAUCAGUAUGUUAGUCGAGUUCCCAGAAAUUCACAUGUUCGGCUUUCCUCUCUGCGACUCGGUCCCAGGGGCUGAUGGGAAGAAUCGAUGCUCUCUGAUGGAACAAAACUUUGAUUUCCCUCCCACAGAUGGCUCGUGUAAAUCCGCCCGGGCAGCUUGGAGGAUGGGAAACCCUCUGCAGUCUCAGCACCGCCAGUCUGGUUUAUUCUUCUCAGAAAUCAGCGUUGUAGCAGCGACGAGUGUUUCCCAUCCCGACAGCAGAAACACGAACAGCACACCCCGACUGUUUCAGGACACUAGCUCACGUUUUGUUUUGAUCUCUGAUUAAUUGGAGGAACAAAAAAAAGAAAAAAGCACAAUUUUUUUUAAUUUUCUCUUCAGCAGACACUUUAUACAUUUACAGACUUCAUCUCCAAAAACACUAUUUAUUCAUGAGUCAAAGCAACAAGUGUUUUGUCACGACUUGCUCUGGAAGCGAGCGGACUUCCCCGUCAAGUCGCCUGCAAAUCUGAAAACGUGUCAUCUGCUACCUCGAGGAAUGAUUUCUGUGUUUGCAUGAAGAACUUGUGUAUCUCUGUAAUCUCAUCAGAUGGUUUUUAUUAGUGCUUAGAGUUCUCAGAUGUUUUGUAGGAGCCGAUUUAAAGGAGGAGGAGGCGUUCAGUGGCAGCGCACACUCUGGAAACUGAAGUUUCUAUUUUCAGCUUUGGGCUCUGUUCUGUGCUUUCCAAGGUCGCUCUGUUCUGUGUUUGUUUUACUUUCUCCACCAUCUUUUCCUUCUUUCUCUCACACAGUCGCUUCACUCGCAUCCAGAUUUUCGUUCUUUUUUUUUUAGCUUUUGUUUGAUCAGACUUGAAGCUGCAGAUGGUGCCUGAGAAGGUGCGAUUCAAAGUCACAGUCAGAGAAGUGGGCUCAGACGUUUCGGUGACUUUCUUUGUCACCAUUAAACACUCCAGCUGUCGACCAACCUGUAAGGUGCUUCUUAUAACGACGCUGAACCCACGUCAGGCGUUUUCUCCUCUUGAUCCUCAGACUCCGUCCCGCGUCCCCAGCUUACUGUCUGUUUUGUUUGAUGCUUGAUUUGGGCUUCCACCAGUGACUCUUUUCUUAUUGAUCAGCAGCUUCAUCAUUUUUAGAUUUAACAAACUGUCAGAAAUCAUCUCAUUAUUCCAGGAGCUGCUGAGACUUACUUGGAUAAUUCAGAUUCUCACAUUUUAGAGGCAAAAACCAGAUUGUUUUUUUUUUUCUAAUAGGUGAAAAUGUCUUUGCCAGCUGCUUAAAACACACAGUGAAGGUGAAAAUGAUUUUCAGGCUGUGUUAGAUGUUUAGAAGAAGGACUUCUCUUCCUCCUGCAGAGUCCUCUAUCAGCUCCUUCUACAUCAGACAUUUUUUAUAGAACAAACAAUACCUGAACCCUACGAGGUGCUCGUGACCUGUCACCCUGUGACAGCUGGGAUAGGCUCCACCCCCUCUGUUAUCUGCUGGGCUUUGAUGUCUGAUCAGUGCAAUAAUGUGCAGUUUUUGUUCAAUGUGUUUUGUGCAAUCCAAAGCAAACUGAUGGAUAAUUAGAGAAAGUUGGCUGCGGUGUCGUUUAGCGGUUGUUUCAUCGACCCAGAAAUUCAGUAUAUCUGGUGAUGCUGUGAUUGUUGGCCAGGUCGAUCAUCACUGCAUCAUUAUCUUGUUUUUAUCUACCUUACAUUCUUCACAGACGUCCUCCUCUGCCAUCACAACUAAAAACUAUGAUGUGUGGUUUUGAGUCCUGCUGUUUUUCUAGCAGAUUAUGAAAUGUUUGUCUUCAGAGGGACGGAGACGCUUUAAGCACAAAUCCCAACACAUCCUCCAAAUUAAAGGAAUUAAGAGCUGUGAGUUCAGACAGAAAUGUUUGCACGGUGUUUUAAUGAGGAUUUGGACUCGACGGCAGGAGAAAUUCAAGUUUGUCACUGGAUUAACUGUAAAAGCCUCGAGGGAAGUGAGCUCUUUGUCUGCCCGUCUCAUUAGGACAGAUUAGCUAAGUCUGAGUCUGUGUGAACCCUGGUAAAAACUUCAGUCUGAGGAUGCUUCAGAGAACUUGUUUGCUUUUGUGUCAUCUCAUGUUUGUAUUUAUUUUACAUGAGGAAAAGAUUUUAAUCAAAUUUUUGUUUGUUUUGCUUUUUUAAAAUGAUAUUUUCCUUCAUUUAUUUGUGUGAAGACAUCCUGAAGCAUAUAAUCAAGAAGUUUGUCGUCAUUUAAGGCUGUCGGGUAAAGGAAUGCCGUGUUGUGCUGCCACCUUGUGGACAGUCUGGAACAGCCGCUGCGCACUAAUACAUGUACAGUGUGUACCGAACAACCUGGACUGUUGAAGGAUGAUGUGUGGAUGUAUUUUGCAACAUUAUGUGCAAUUAAAAUAAAAGUGAAUGAA